Molecule: messenger RNA, 1215 nt
Organism: Saccoglossus kowalevskii
Lineage: Eukaryota; Metazoa; Hemichordata; Enteropneusta; Harrimaniidae
Product: aminopeptidase N-like
Biological process (GO): peptide catabolic process; proteolysis
Cellular component (GO): cytoplasm; membrane
Molecular function (GO): metalloaminopeptidase activity; zinc ion binding; peptide binding
Source: RefSeq, a predicted model, not a curated record
AUGGUUGCUAUACCGCAGUUCUUAGCUGGUGCUAUGGAGAAUUGGGGGUUGGUUUUGUACAGUGAAGUUGCUAUGAUUUAUGAUGAAGAGGUUAACACACCAAGCCGAAAGGAAGUCGUAGCAACUAUAGUUUCACAUGAACUCGGGCACAUGUGGUUUGGUAAUCUUGUAACAAUGGACUGGUGGAACCAUAUUUGGCUGAACGAAGGCUUUGCGACAUUCAAUGAAUACGUCGGAGCUGAUUUCGUGGAACCAACAUGGCAAAUGUGGGACCAAUUCCUGAUAUCAGCAAUGGACUCUGCUUUUACUGCUGAUUCUCGGUCGACUACAUCAAAACCGUUGAUCAGAGAAGCAGGGUGGAAUUUACUUGAAAUGUUUGAUACAAUCACAUACAGUAAGGGUGGCAGCAUCGUUCGUCAAUUGGCAUCUUUUCUAAGUGAUGACGUUAUAUCAAGAGGCAUUAACGACUACCUGACAAUCCAUUCAUAUAACAAUGUAGUAACUGAUGACUUAUGGAAUGCAUUAACAGCGGCUGACCUUGGUCAUAGGAACACUAAUGUGAAGAUGGUGAUGGAUACAUGGACUCUACAAGCAGGUCACCCAGUUGUCACAGUAAAUCGAACAGAUGCAGACAAUGCUGUAGCUACACAGCGAUACUUUAUGAUGGAUCCACAUGAUUUUUAUGAUGCGAAAUACGACCACAUGGGAUACACAUGGUAUGUCCCGUUGACAUUAACGCAUGGAGGAAAUCCUGAUUUUGUGGAUUUUUCCCUACAGUGGUUGAAUGCUAACAGUACAGCAAAUCUUGACUUGAGCAACGUUGAUGCAAAUGACUGGAUACUGGUUAAUGUCAAUAAGUUGGCUUUCUAUCGUGUAAAUUACGAUGACGAGAACUGGAAGAGACUAUCAGAACAAUUAAAGGACAAUCACGAGGUGAUAAACCCAAGUUCAAGAGCAUCCAUAAUGGAUGAUGCGUUCAAGAUAUCCCAGCCUGGUCACACAGAUCACGUCAACGCCCUCCGAUUAACAGAAUACAUGGACAAAGAAGUUGAAUACGUAGCAUGGGACAUAGUUAUUGGAAACAUUGACUUCACACAUAACGCACUACUGCGGACGGCAGAGUUUGGACUUUUUGAGUUGUACUGGCGUACUCAAAUCACACCACUUUAUGAGACACUGGGAUGGGAUUUUUUACUUGGUGAUCAUCUUGACUAG